Guillardia theta CCMP2712 is the source of this 1074-nucleotide messenger RNA. It is a transcript of the gene Rev1, whose product is annotated as Rev1 DNA replication-coupled repair. The transcript has 6 exons. Gene Ontology annotation, molecular function: deoxycytidyl transferase activity; damaged DNA binding; DNA-directed DNA polymerase activity. NCBI's taxonomy places the organism in Eukaryota, Cryptophyceae, Pyrenomonadales, Geminigeraceae. The record is from RefSeq and is a predicted model, not a curated record. The coding region runs from base 1 to 1074 and encodes 357 amino acids. Gene Ontology annotation, biological process: error-prone translesion synthesis; error-free translesion synthesis. Gene Ontology annotation, cellular component: nucleus.
AUGCAGUCCUUCUUCAAGGCUUCGAGGCUACACUUCAUCGGGACAUGGAAAGCUCGCUACCAAGAGAUCCUUGACUCUGUUCCUCCUCCUCCUCCUCUGCCUCCGCCCCUUGCUCAUGGAGGUCGGAUUAUCGCACAUGUCGACAUGGAUUGUUUCUUCUGCUCUGUUGGAGUCAAGGGAAGGUCAGAGCUCCAGGGCCAGCCAGUCGCAGUCUGUUGGGGUGACGCAACCAGCGAGAACGCUCAGCAUGCAGAGAUAUCAUCGGCGAACUAUGUGGCAAGAAAGUUUGGUGUCAGAGCAGGGAUGUUCAUUGGGAAAGCAAAGGAGCUCUGCCCGCAGCUGAUAACAAUCCCAUACGAGUUUGACAAGUACACAAGCACGGCAGAAACCAUGUAUCGCUGCCUCUUCGCCAUCACUCCCCAUGUGCAAGGAGUCAGUGUCGAUGAGGCAUUCGCCGACAUCACGUCUCUAGUUGCUGGAGAGAACGUUCAAAACCUCAAGGAGGUUGUCAUAGCUGUUGCAAACAGGAUACGGAAGGAAAUCCUGGAGGCGACUGGUUGUCCCGCCAGUGUUGGCUGUGCAGGAAAUCGCUUCUUGGCCAAGAUUGCAACCAGUCAAGCCAAGCCUGACGGCUCGUUCUUCAUACCCAAGGAAAACGUGUUGGAUUUUCUCGCAGAGCUGCCAGUGAGCAAAUUGCCGGGCGUGGGCUACAACACAGUCGACAAGUUGUCCAACAGGUUGGAGGUUCACUCAGUUCAAGACCUGAGAAACAGACCCAGAGCAUUCCUGCAGGAGCAAUUUGGAGAGAAGACUGGCCGUUUGUUGUUCGAGUUCAGCCGAGGCAUUGACAACCGUCCAUGGGAGAGCAGGCCGAUCAGAAAAUCUGUCGGAGCCCAGAUAACUUGGGGGGUUCGAUUCAAUGAGAUGUCGGAAGUCUUCCAAUUUAUCGAGAAGCUGUCAGCAGAGGUAUCUUCCAGAAUGCACAAGGCGAGGGUCAAGGGCAGGACCGUACAGGUGCGACCGAGCCUGAUCCUCUCUCGAGCUCAUCCGCAUCCACCCAGGUCACUCUCCUGA